This is a messenger RNA of Wallemia ichthyophaga EXF-994, 228 nucleotides long. RefSeq lists its product as uncharacterized. The record is from RefSeq and is a predicted model, not a curated record. The coding region runs from base 1 to 228 and encodes 75 amino acids. The transcript has 4 exons. Gene Ontology annotation, cellular component: cytoplasm. NCBI's taxonomy places the organism in Eukaryota, Fungi, Basidiomycota, Wallemiomycetes, Wallemiales, Wallemiaceae.
AUGCUCGCUAGACUUACACAUUACGGUAUCGACGCUGUGUUGCUUUCAACUGUGCUUGCUGGCGUUAAGAGAAGCACAGGAUUCAGCCCAGAUAUAGAGAAGUUCACGGAAGAAGAGACAGCAAAAUCUAUUGCCAAGAAAUAUUUGGGGAUUGGUGAAUUUUGUUAUGACGGCGUGACCGGAUAUGUAGUCAACAGCUCCUACUUCAAGAGAGGCGAGCGUAGAUAG